This is a messenger RNA of Jatropha curcas, 1155 nucleotides long. RefSeq names its product 3-isopropylmalate dehydratase small subunit 1. The record is from RefSeq and is a predicted model, not a curated record. Gene Ontology annotation, molecular function: hydro-lyase activity. Lineage: Eukaryota; Viridiplantae; Streptophyta; Magnoliopsida; Malpighiales; Euphorbiaceae.
UAAUUUAUUGUUUAAGAAAUUACGUCCGGAGCUCCAUUCAGUUUUCCCCUUGGAUCUGUCUUGCAACCUCUGCAAUUUGCUGUACCAAAAAUGGCGACCGCUGCCUCAACUAUCUCGCUAAAGCCUAAAGCAUCAAUAGCUACCUCCAUUUCCAAACCCUCCCUUUCUUUCUCAUCUCCUCGGUCUAUAAAACUCCCCUCUAUUCAUCCACACUCAACCUUCAAACCGCUCACCUCCAACGCGCGUUCUGUCCUCGUUCCACGCUCCACCGCCACUCCCUCUUCCACCACUUCCACAAUCGCAACCACUUUUCAUGGACUCUGCUACGUUGUUGGAGACAACAUCGACACCGACCAAAUAAUUCCCGCCGAGUAUCUAACCCUUGUACCUUCAAACCCAGCCGAAUACGAAAAGCUUGGCUCUUAUGCCUUAAUUGGCCUUCCAGCCUCUUAUGAAACCAGGUUCAUUGAACCGGGUGAAACGAAGACCAAAUACUCAAUAGUGAUUGGAGGCGAUAAUUUUGGAUGCGGAUCAUCGCGUGAGCACGCGCCGGUGGCUCUUGGUGCGGCUGGCGUUGCGGCUGUGGUUGCGGAAUCUUAUGCUCGGAUCUUCUUCAGGAACUCGGUGGCCACCGGAGAAAUUUAUCCUCUGGAAUCAGAGGUUAGGAUUUGUGAGGAAUGCAAAACUGGGGAUGUGGUGACCAUUGAGCUUGCAGAGGGUCGCUUGAUUAAUCACACGACUGGAAAGGAAUACAUACUUAAGCCCAUUGGAGAUGCUGGUCCGGUGAUUGAGGCUGGAGGGAUUUUUGCCUACGCGAGGAAGACGGGGAUGAUCCCAUCAUAAUCCGCUUAACAAUUAAGGUGUUUUUUCUACUAUGGGCAUUACUAGCAGGAUUCACAGAUCAGGGGCAGCAUAGCUUAGUUGAUUUCUUUUACCGAUAUCUCAGACUUUCAAAGUAAAUGUGUGCUGAAGCUUUUAGCUUUUUAGUUUCUUUUCUUGUAUGUGGCUAGUUGUGUUGCAGUGGCUGGGCCCAAGUAAAACAUUCCAUGGUAAUUUUGACAUUGCAGAAGUUACAUGCUCAAUUAUCAUAGACUUCAACUGUCAAGUUUUCUUCCCUUUUGCAUGAGAAUAUUAAAAAUGAUUAUAUGUGUUGAA